This is a messenger RNA of Styela clava, 1071 nucleotides long. RefSeq names its product R-spondin-2-like. The record is from RefSeq and is a predicted model, not a curated record. Lineage: Eukaryota; Metazoa; Chordata; Ascidiacea; Stolidobranchia; Styelidae.
GCGGAUCAUCCCUAUGUUGCACGUGUAUAUUAACUUUAUACCGGUGUACUUUAAAAUCAGACCGCACUUUGUAUCUAUGGGGAGUUGGUUGUAUAAGCACAGAGUGGGAUGCAAUAUCAACCAUAUUUGCGGUUGCUCUGCUGUGAGCUAGGUUCUUGAGUUCGUUCAGAAUGGUUUCUCGUGCUCACAUGAAUGCCGUUAUAAUGCUUGUUCUUUUGUUUCGAUCAGUUUGUGUUCGCAGUUGGAAUUUUAACAUAGAAAGUUACAGACAAUCCCUGGCUUGUGGGCGUGGAUGCGUUAAGUGCGAUGAGACCAACGGUUGCUUACUUUGUCGGCGAAGAAUGUUUCUUUACAUCAGCAUGGAACGUGGAAGGCAAUAUGGAACCUGCAAACACGAAUGUCCAGAGGGAUAUUUUGGACAACGAGGGAGAGAUAUGAACACAUGCUCAAAGUGUGAAGUAGCGAACUGUAAGACAUGCUUUACGAGUGAUUACUGCACAACCUGCCAGGACAAGUUUUUUCUGGAUUCGGAAAACGCAAAAUGUGUGGAAGAAUGCCCGAGCCAUUUAUAUGCGAAUCCUCACAACGGGAAAUGCGAAGAUAAAGUUGAUUGCGUGGUUGGACCUUGGUCUUCCUGGGGUAAAUGUGCGCGCAGGUCAGCUUCCCGUUCAUGCAAGUAUGGAAGAAAGAAAAGAACGCGACAAAUCCUUCAGCAUCCGACAGAAAAUGGGAGGAAAUGCGGAAAACUACGGGAAACGAAAAAAUGCAAAACACCAUCUAGUGAAUGCAUCUGUGAGUGGAAUAGAGACAUGAUCAACAAAUGGAUCCAAAAAAUGGAAAAAAGAAUGAGACAAAGACGAAGAAAAAAAGAGAGAAAACGUGGAAAGAAGAGAAAUAAAAGAAAAAAGACAAUUCAAGACAAUAGUACUAUUCCACGCUUGAUUGGACACACAAUAGAAUUCAAAAACGUGACGUCAUCGGUGUUGGGUCAAACAGAACGGUGACGCAACGGUGACGUCACAUUUGGAUUAUUAAAAGCGUGACAAUGCUCACCAAGUUACGACACCGGAA